AUGUGUCCAAUAUGGCCACUUCACAUCAUCAUCCUGUACCUGUUGGCGCUGUGCCCCAUGUGGGUUGUAUGUCAGGCGGUACCAAACCUCCUGGCAACAUUCAACCCGAACAACCUCACCCUACACAUGGAUUACUCUGACUUCAUAGAUGUUGAAGUUACAGGUGAUGGUUUGCUUCCGGCCGAUGAAAUGGUAAUAAGGGUUCCGAAUAGCCACGUGGCAGAUGCAACUUGGAACUCAACGCAUACUGUUAGCGAGGAAGAAGCUUCUAGUAAUCGGUGGAGAGGACGAUUCCAAAUCACCGGAAAGUUUCUUGGUCGCACGGAUAUGCUAUUGGAGGUGAAGCGAGGAUCGUCGGAAUAUCCCGUAAACGGCACAAUUCCGGUCACCGUGCUCCGUCCUGAGCGGGUCAUAGACACGAUUUUCACUUCCAGCGUGGCCACAUUUGUGUCGCUAAUUUUCAUUAACUUCGGCUGCGCGAUGCACUGGCCCACUGUAAAGGAGGUGUUGAGGAGACCAAUCGGCCCCCUUAUCGGUAUGUGCGGACAGUUCCUGUUCAUGCCCCUGAUGACGUUCGGCCUUGGCUUCCUGGUGUUCCCCACGCUGCCGGAGAUGCAUCUGGGCAUGUUCUGCACUGGAGUGGCCCCAGGCGGAGGCGCCUCCAACAUUUGGACCUUCAUCCUGGGCGGGAACCUCAAUCUGUCCUUGGCCAUGACCUCAAUAUCGACCCUCGCCGCUUUCGGUUUCAUGCCCCUAUGGCUGUUCUCCCUCGGGCAAGUGGUGUUCCGCAACGCCAACAUCGUGGUGCCGUACUCUCGCAUCGCCACGUUCGUGGUGGGCCUGAUAGUGCCCCUGGGCAUCGGGCUAGCGAUGCAACGCUGGACCCCCCGCCUCGCCGCCUUCAUGGUGCGAAUACUGAAGGGCUUCUCUACCACCCUCCUGCUCUUCAUCAUCGUGUUCGCUAUCGUCACCAACCUAUACAUCUUCGAGCUGUUCACUUGGGAGAUAAUCGUGGCGGGGAUGGGCGUGCCGUGGCUGGGCUACCUGGCCGGCUACGUGCUGGCGCGCGUCUGCCGGCAGCCGCACGAGGACGCGCUCGCCAUCUCAAUAGAGACCGGCAUCCAGAACACCGGCAUCGCCAUAUUCCUGCUGCGAUACGCUCUGCCCCAGCCCGAAGCGGAUCUCACCACGGUUGUCCCGGUAUCUGUUGCGAUCAUGACACCCGUCCCAAUGACGGCCAUCUACAUCUACCAGAAAAUAAAGGGAUGCUUCGACAACAGAAAGCAGCACAAGAAAAUCCUUGAAGAAGGCAACGGCAACCCCAUAUCCGGGAACACCGAGCCCGGACUCAUCGCUACCAUUGAUGUCAAA
Messenger RNA from Iphiclides podalirius (scarce swallowtail), 1371 nucleotides. Lineage: Eukaryota; Metazoa; Arthropoda; Insecta; Lepidoptera; Papilionidae. The record is from the annotation of a GenBank genome assembly.